GUUUGAGGAUAUCUUGACUAUGGUAAUACCACCGUGGAUAAUUAAUCCAUAUGGUGACAUAGAAGAAACGAAUGUCAUAAUACAAGAGGAACUGACUGAACUAAGUAUAAACGAAGAACUUAAGGUUCAGUUUAAAAACGGAUAUCAGCAAUUCUGGCUGAAAAACAACAUACCCGUUACGUAUCCCGUAUUAUGGAAUAUAUGCCGCUUGAAGAAUUCGCCUACUUCGACUCGACAUUAUGAUUAUCUACAAAAAAAGCUCGGGAUAGAAUAUGUUUACAGCAAUGAACGCCUGAACGUAAAAAACAGCUAA
Molecule: messenger RNA, 313 nt
Organism: Acanthoscelides obtectus
Lineage: Eukaryota; Metazoa; Arthropoda; Insecta; Coleoptera; Chrysomelidae
Source: the annotation of a GenBank genome assembly